Messenger RNA from Staurois parvus, 696 nucleotides. Lineage: Eukaryota; Metazoa; Chordata; Amphibia; Anura; Ranidae. The record is from the annotation of a GenBank genome assembly.
AGUUUUACUAAACCCAGGACACUGCAUUGGACUUAUCUGGACACUGCAUUCACUAUAUCUGGUCUCCCCGGACCCUGCAUUCACUAUAUCUGGUCUCCCCGGACCCUCCCCGCAUUCGCUAUAUCUGGUCUCCCCGGACCCCGCAUUCGCUAUAUCCGGUCUCCCCGGACCCCGCAUUCGCUAUAUCCGGUCUCCCCGGACCCCGCAUUCGCUAUAUCCGGUCUCCCCGGACCCCGCAUUCGCUGUAUCCGCUCUCCCCGGACCCCGCAUUCGCUGUAUCCGCUCUCCCCGGACCCCGCAUUCGCUGUAUCCGCUCUCCCCGGACCCCGCAUUCGCUGUAUCCGCUCUCCCCGGACCCCGCAUUCGCUGUAUCCGCUCUCCCCCCCGGACCCCGCAUUCGCUGUAUCCGCUCUCCCCGGACCCCGCAUUCGCUGUAUCCGCUCUCCCCGGACCCCGCAUUCGCUGUAUCCGCUCUCCCCGGACCCCGCAUUCGCUGUAUCCGCUCUCCCCGGACCCCGCAUUCGCUGUAUCCGCUCUCCCCGGACCCCGCAUUCGCUGUAUCCGCUCUCCCCGGACCCCGCAUUCGCUGUAUCCGCUCUCCCCGGACCCCGCAUUCGCUGUAUCCGCUCUCCCCGGACCCCGCAUUCGCUGUAUCCGCUCUCCCCGGACCCCGCAUUCGCUGUAUCCGCUCUCCCC